ACAUCAAUCGAUCCAUCGAUAAAUACGGGUUAUCUCAUCGCUAAAAAAAAAAGAGUCUUGGAUUGCAUCCUAGUUUUAGACCCUGUUGUUCAUCUUACGGACUCAUACUGCAGAAUUGCUACAUCAUGUUUUCGGCUACAGCCAACGGCGCUGAAAAUGUGUCGCCUACUUUAUCGACAACCCGUGGUCGACGGCGUCAACGACCGGUGAGCUCAGAUAACUCGGUGCAGCAACCGAAAGCGAAGCGACAGAGACUACCCUUGACCGACCAAACCCUUGCGAAUUCUACUGCCACUCCUGAGACGUACGAAGUCAAGUCCGCGAGGCCUUCGAUUGUAGAUGUGAAGCAAGAUGGAAUUGAGGAAUCGCCUACGCCUAAGCAGGAACUCAGUCUUCGAUCGAAGAAAGUUCGACCAGGCGAACGUCUUAACAAGGGGGACGGUAGUACGCUUUUGUCAACGAAUAUCGCGUUUGAUGUUCGAAAGCUCCCGGCCUUACCUGACCGAUUAAAAUUAGACACUGGUAGUCGUCAACAUGGUUCCGUCGACAGCUCCACAGGAUAUGCCCUCAGCCUUUCUCAUACGCAUGCCAUCGUAUGGCCAUAUGCGGCGCCUGCCCAGUCUCCUGAAUCAUUUACCUUUGCGUUGCCGUAUCCCUCCAAAUCCUCAAGCGACCUUUUACCCCUGGGCGCGCUUGUCCCCCCGUCUGCAUCCUCUUCUGAACCGGGUUUGGUGGUAGUAAUGCCUACUAACGGCAAGGUAACCUACUGGGAAUCGAUAUCAAGCGCGACGACACUGGAUUUUAUGCGCCAACAACAAAAUGGCGUUGAAGGCUCUAUCACCGGAAUGUUUUCCGGGGAGUCCGUCAUUCAGAUAACUAAUGCCGAAUCCGCGGCCGGUUUUGUCAUUGCAUUCAGUAGUGGGCGCCUAGCAUAUUUGAGCGUCCGAGACACGCAUGGCCGCCCGAAAAUUUCGACUCAGUUCUUGCGUACUAACCUUGGUCCUACUAGUAGCGGGUUCUUUGGAAGUCUUCGACAUGUGCUUUCACAGACUGCUUCCCAGGGAGAUAUUGCUGCCGUACGAUCCGAAAGGUCUUCUAAGCAAGGCGAAUGCACUGUCGUUGCUGUUACGUCAAAAGGGCGCCUGCAUUCUUGGAGGGUGCACAGGGGAGGGCAUCAUGACCUUCUUGUUGAGGUCGAUGCUCGCAACAUCAUUCUUGGGGCUCUCCAGCAGAUGGACAGCAUAAGCGCCAAGUUACCUGCCGAGUCACUAAAAAUCCUCGACUUUUGUUUCGUACCCAAGGGCCUAGAGCGAAAAUAUAGCGAUAUGAGUCAACUUCGCAAACCCUCCGAGUUUGAAGACCAGCAACAUCUAUUACUGCUUGCUUCGUUAUCCAACAAACAGGGAUGGCGAUAUACACUCGUUGAAGUUAUAUUACACUCUGCGCUUUCUGACGAAAGCCCUGUUGAGGUUGACAUGGUUCGACCGAUAUCUGCUUACUCUACCGCGCCGGAUCCCCAAGCUCUUGCUAAACCUCGACUUUAUCUUCCUCGACCCAAUAUCAUUGCUUUCCUUGUUUUCGAUCACGCUGCUGUCAUAGCCUCAAUUGCCCAGCCACCAGACUCCCCCGAUUCGCAAAUCCUCGAGGACAACCAUAUCAUACCCGCGUCUUUUGAAGAUGUCGUUGAUCUACGUACGGACCCUACACUCGAGAUUGUUGGUUCUGGAAUCGAAGAACCCAAGACUCCAGGUUUUAGUAUGGCGGAGGGCAGAGUACCUCGUAUUAAGCCCAAGAAUCCCGCCGCUGUACUACUGGUUCGAGGUGCCGGGACUCUCCGUAUCGCAUUAACAGAUGUUGAACGGUUUGCAAGUGAGAAACCCCCGGAAGUUACAGCCAAAGCAAAACUUGAGCAAGCCGUGUUUUUCGGUGUCAAGGAGGAUAACCCCCUCGUAUUCGAUAGACAACAUGGUCUCCGUUUCACUGAUGAAGAAUAUGGUGCUGCUGCUUUGGAGCUGAGCCGAGAAAUUCUCACAUCUGCUGGCAAACACUUCUCGACCUUAGCCGCACGUGUCGAUACUAAUAUUAAAGAGCGUGUGCAGUACCUGGAGAAGAUAAUGACUCAGAUCGCAAGCUUAAAAGUGAACCUGGACCGCGUUACCAAAUGGCAGUUGCUUUGGAAUGCAGAAAAACUUCACGUUGCUAACGUCAUCUGGCACAAGCACGAGGAGUUCACUAACCUGCGCCCUAUAGCUUCUAAAAAGAGUAUCGUUGCGGAAAUUGUCGAGUAUAUCCGAUCCGAGGAGAAGUCUGAACCAAAUCCCGCGAAAGGGGAAGUCGAUGAGUUACGUCACUGGUUCAUCCGCGACGUUGAUCGCAUGCAGAUCUUCAUCGCCUGGGCUUACGAAGUUAUAAAACAUAACUCCAAGGCUAACCUGGACCACGCGUCUCUAACGCGACUGAUAUACGAGGCCGCAGAAAUUUACAAUAGCGCGAUACGGGAUGCCUUCACGUUCCGUAUGAGGAACCUUCAACUCUAUGGUCUAGGUGGCGAGAAAAUGGAGCAUGGGAUUUUAGCAAGCGAUUAUACUGGACUCCCGACCCCUUGGACCUGUCAUCCCUUCAUUGCCAACAAUGUGAAGAGGCAAGUAGAACUGUCUACCGAGUGGGUCAAGCAACAUUGGUCAGUAGAUCCUGAAGGACAAAGUGCCCUGGUCCAGAAGACUAGAGAGCUUUUGCCACAAAUGACCGAGGUCUACUUGACCGUCGUUCAGGAAUUAUCUCGAUCAUACCUUGCUAGUGAAGACCCGAAGAAAGCUGCGGACGGUCAGAAGUACGCGAGCAUCUAUGCGCAAGACCGUCAUGACAAAGUUGUCCUUCUUGCCCAAACUGAAAACUGGGAAGCUGGUAUAAAGAUUGCUGAAAACCACGAGUCUCUUCCUGCCCUCGCAGAGAUUCUUACUCGCGAAAUUGACGGGCUCCGACGCCAACUUGAGACACCUGGCCUAUCCCCCGAACGCAUCGAAAGUCUAGAGGCAAAGGCGACUGCGAAAGAAGAGCAAGUGCGAGAGUACUUCAUCACAUACGGCAAAGACUUUGCCUUCCCAUUUUACGAAUACCUAUUCAAUACAUUCGGAGUCGAUGCUCUGCUCGAGUACGAUGGAGAUAAGAAGUUCAAGACGAUGUAUCUUCGGACUAAACCAGAACUUGCUAAAGUUUCGUGGAUUAACGACAUUAUCGGCGAAGAGGACAUUGACCACGCUGCUGACACGCUUCUCAACCUCGGCUUGGCACGUGAGCAGCAGGUCUGGAACAAGAAGAUCGAGUUGAGUCUAGGCAAGCUAGCGAGGAUGGCUGAAGCAUCCCGGCCGUCCAGCAAAGCAUCCAUGAGCAUACAGGAUGCCAAUGUCAACGGAACAGCCGAGGAUGCGCAAGUGGACGCCAUUGAUAAGGAACUCGCUAUCAUUGCUGUUCAGGAUGACCUAUAUAACACUCAGAUUCGUCCGGUGAUCAGUGUGGCGCUCGAGGGAGAGGAGUUAAGCGUCGUGCAAGAAACAUUCGCGCUCAAGAUACCCAAGAAGUAUAAAAUACUUUCGCAGAUAUUUGACGACGCGUUACGACAACUAUUGAACCACGAGGCUCUAGACCCACUCACGCUCAUUGAUCUACUUACUUUGAUCACUCUACCACCAGAGACACGGGAGCACAUGCCCGACCAGUUUUUCGCGGCUCUUAGUGUAGCCUAUAACAGUCUCAAUGGUGCAGAGCGUGUGCAAGCAGAGCGGCUCAUAUGGCGGCGAUGUUUCCUCAGAGAAGAUUGGACGCAACUCAAUAACACCACACUCAAGAACGACGAUGAUAUCGUAGAGGUCCUUGGCCAGACCGACCUUUUCCAGUUUUACUGCACGCUCUAUGCCAAUCAGCAAAGCGGUGCUGAUAAAAAUGAUUACCGGCGGCUAUCCCCAUCGGAGGUUGCUGGGGUAUAUACCGAAACCCUUGACCGACGAUUUGAGAAAAUGGAGAAAAGUUACCGCGAGAAGGUACUGGAGGCAAUGAGGUGGGAGGACAACAACCUGCUCAAGCAUAUUGAAAAGCACAGGCUGGAGCAAUGGGCCAAGGAAACCCGGAAAUACGCCGAGGAGGCUGUCAACCAGCAGUAUGACGAAACAACCGCAGCAGGAGCGGCGUUGAGCUCGCCUAGGUCGGGGUCUGGACGAAAGCAAAUUAAGGGAUUUGAUAGUAUGAAUGGCAAGAACGGCACACACUAGAGAUGUUGGGCAUCAAGACCACAAGUCCGAUAAGGACGUUUAAUGCACAGGAGCGUCGGAGUUAUUUGAAUAUUUCAUUUCUUGUACCAUACUGCAUACUGCUCGUUUGUUUUUAUAUAAUUGCCGUGAGGCACGGGCAAAGGGAAAAAAAGUUGACGAGAACAAAGGGGGGCAUCUUCCACAGUUGAGCUUCCACCACGCAAGAACACGAUACCAAGGCUCUCAUGUAGCGAAUACAGGGUAGCUUCGCUGACUCUCGCUU
Molecule: messenger RNA, 4527 nt
Organism: Daldinia caldariorum
Lineage: Eukaryota; Fungi; Ascomycota; Sordariomycetes; Xylariales; Hypoxylaceae
Product: Non-repetitive/WGA-negative nucleoporin C-terminal-domain-containing protein
Exons: 4
Coding region: 126-4265 (1379 amino acids)
Biological process (GO): transcription-dependent tethering of RNA polymerase II gene DNA at nuclear periphery; poly(A)+ mRNA export from nucleus; protein import into nucleus
Cellular component (GO): nuclear pore outer ring
Molecular function (GO): structural constituent of nuclear pore; protein binding
Source: RefSeq, a predicted model, not a curated record